Molecule: messenger RNA, 2525 nt
Organism: Varroa destructor (honeybee mite)
Lineage: Eukaryota; Metazoa; Arthropoda; Arachnida; Mesostigmata; Varroidae
Product: tRNA (guanine(10)-N(2))-methyltransferase TRMT11
Exons: 7
Biological process (GO): methylation
Cellular component (GO): cytoplasm
Molecular function (GO): tRNA (guanine(10)-N2)-methyltransferase activity; nucleic acid binding
Source: RefSeq, a predicted model, not a curated record
AAUUCGGGUCGAUGUUCCAGUGAGCUGGGUGUCCUGAAUCGCGCCAGUAUUGCGGUGUCUAUCCUGUUCUUCUCCUCGGUGAGACCGAGGUGCUUAAGAUUUCCUAGGCUGCUCCUAAGUAACACCAUUUUAGAGUCACAGAGUAAGGUGGCCGGCUGGAUCCGCCGGUCCCUGGCCAAUUUCCCUGCAGCCGGUGGAGUAAUUGGGUCGGUGGACAAUCAAUCUAGCCGUGCCAAUGCGCCUAACGUUACACCGACUGGAUCUUCAAAGGUUCGACUUUACCUCAUAUGGUUUGCGCAUGAACAUAUCGAAUUUCGUCAUGCUGAACUUCAGUCACUUAUCGAAUUGUUCGGCGCGAAACUCGAAUUUGUAGGACGUCGAUUAGAGGGGCGCCGAUUGUGGCUGGUAAAUGAUGCCUGCUCCAACGAGGCCACGCAGAAUACGGUGGAACGCCCGUGGAUGGUUGUGAAGUGUGAAGAUGAACAACACCUCGUGAAUAUCUGCUCAAAAAGUAUCCUUAUACGGCAUGUUAGCGAGUUGAUGGCUGAAGGAGAUUCACUUCAAGACGUGGUUGACCAACUUCGUGAAAAACAAAUAGAACCUCACAAUGACACCUUCAAGUUUGAGGUUGAAGCUUUCGGGAAACGAAAAAUCCCGCGUUGCGAUAAAAUCGCCAAGAUGGAAUUGUUCGAUUUUUUGCCAUUCACCGGCGAUAUAGACCUACAGCAACCCAUCUGGACAUACCAUAUUAUUGAGUAUUAUGGUCAAGAGAACAACUGUGUUCCUAACCAACCUUUCAAGGUUUUCUUCGGUCGUCAGGUGGCCGAGGGCCAGCGGGAGUUGGUCACACGAUUGUCUCUUAAAAAUCGUGAGUUCAUAGCAAACACGUCGAUGGAUCCGACGCUAUCGGUCGUCAUGUCGAACUUGGCGCAGACUCGUUACGCGGACUUUGUUUACGAUCCGUUCGUUGGAUCUGCAAGUCUUCUUGUGGCGGCAGCCAUUCAUGAUGCUUAUGUGCUUGGAAUGGAUAUCGAUUUCAUGUUGCUUCACGGCCGCGCAAAGCCGACUCGCUAUAACGAGCAGCGACGAAAGGAAGGCGAAAGUGUUCGCGCUAAUCUUCGACAGUAUGGCCGCGCAGGUCGAUACGUGGACGUAAUUGUGGGCGACUCUUCCCGACCCGUGCUACGAACACUGCCAUUACUUGAUGCCAUUCUCACCGAUCCUCCAUACGGGAUUCGAGAAAGUACCGAACGGAUUGGAACCAAAGUGCCUGGUUACACCGUCCCCGGACAUCUAGCAAGUCAGCACAUACCUUCAAAAAUAAGCUAUAGUUUACCGGAUGUGAUAUCUGACCUGAUGCGUUUCGCUGCUUCAUCUCUAAAUUUGGGUCGGCGGCUUGUGUUCUGGAUGCCAGUGUACCGGCAAGAUUUCUUGAGGGUUUUACAGGAAGAACAGCAGCAACAACUGAAAAACGAGUCAAUUGAACCUAUUCGGAAUGAUCGGGGCGAUAUGGUUUCAAGGGAGCUUCCUUCAGCAGCGCUCCCAUUUCAUUCUUGUCUGCGGUUUGUGUCUGCUUCUGAACAAAGACUGACAAGUCACUCAUCAAGAAUACUGCUCACUUACGAAAAGAUAAAGGAGCCAAAGGAUGGUGAGCUCGAGGAAUCCUCCGGAACAGCCAUCCAUAAUAUCAAUUUUCGUGACAGGUAUUUUGCUCGACGGGAUGCUGAUCAAGACAUAGAGGUAUCAAUUGCAGCUCCACAAGACUUACGGAACAGAGAGUAGAUGAAGUGUCGUACCGCCCGAGUGGAAUAUCGCAACGGCGUAUUAUCAUGUGGUAUAUAUUUUCCUAAUCAAGAAUAUUUAAGCUGCUGGAUCACGCAAUAGGGUCCUCUGAAAGAUCACACUGGGCCAAAGAAUGUACAUUUCAAAGAGGCUGGCAGCAUAGACAGUGGCAAUGUUACUCAAGUGUUAAACGGAAGAAAAACCAGGAUUGUGGGAAAACAAUGACGAUAAACAUAUCCUGGUUGGCUGAUUUAUAAGAAAGCUUUCUGAGUGCGUUUGUACUCGAAAUCGCUAGAGUCACAAUUCAGUAAUAUUCACAGGCUGUUGACAGAUUGCCUUCGCCAUAUUCUACUAUCUUUUCAGCAGGUGCGUCUUGCAAUGCCCUUUUGUUCAGAAUUCAUCGUUGGGAUUGUAGCUGCAAUUACAUGCUACACUCUAUCCUGACUGCAAAAAUCUCGCCAGGAGCUGAUGGUCGCUGUCACUGGCACAAAAUAUAGGCGGGCAAAAGCAAUUGAGCCCUCCGUGAUUGAUAAACAGUGUAAUGGUCCGGCUGAAUUAAGUCCAGAACACCUGGGUACAAACACGAAUACAAAUAUACAAAGAGUCAUGGCAGUUAUGCAGAACAAACUAUACUUGCUUCCUGUCAGAUAAGAUAUUAUCUAUAUAUUGUGCGUUAGCUGUUACAAAAAGAAUAAAAAAAAACUGAUCAUUUUACAAUGAAUCUAUUCUGUCUAACACACAAA